Molecule: messenger RNA, 1131 nt
Organism: Micromonas pusilla CCMP1545
Lineage: Eukaryota; Viridiplantae; Chlorophyta; Mamiellophyceae; Mamiellales; Mamiellaceae
Exons: 3
Biological process (GO): heme A biosynthetic process
Cellular component (GO): mitochondrial inner membrane
Molecular function (GO): oxidoreductase activity, acting on NAD(P)H, heme protein as acceptor
Source: RefSeq, a predicted model, not a curated record
CUCGUCCGCGGCGGCGCGUUCGCGGAGAACGCCGUCGCCGCGUGGCUCGCCGGCGGGUGCGUCUGGGUCUUCUCCCUCGUCGUCCUCGGCGGCGCGACGCGGCUGACGAGGAGCGGGCUGUCGAUGACGGACUGGAAGUUCGAGUGGGAGCGCGCGCCGAGCACGGAUGUAGAGUGGCGCGCGGAGUUCGACAAGUACAAGCGGUCUCCGGAGUACGUCAAGACCAACGUCGGGAUGACGCUCGAGGAGUACAAAUUCAUCUACUGGAUGGAGUUCGGCCAUCGCAUGUGGGGCAGAGGCCUCGGCGCGUACUUCGCGCUGCCCCUCGCCGUGUUCGCCGCGGCCGGGUUCGUGACCCCCGGCCUGAUGGCGCGCCUCGCGGGCUUGUUCACCCUGGGCGCGUGCCAGGGCAUGAUCGGGUGGUGGAUGGUCAAAUCCGGGUUGACGCUCAGGCGCGCGGCGGAGCGAAACGAGAUCCCGCGCGUGUCGCCGUACCGACUCGCGACGCACCUCACCGGCGCGUUCACGAUCUACGUCGGAAUGCUCUGGACGACGCUCAGCGUAGCGUUCCCGGGGUGCGCGAUCGAGGAUCACGCGCGACGGUCGAUGACGUGGGUGGCGGGCGACUCCGGGGCGCGACGGAUCGCGAUGCUCGCGUUGGAAGCCGCGCGGAAAGCGCGUCAGACGAUCGUUCCCCUCGCGGGGCUCAUCGCGACGACCGCGCUGUCCGGGGCGUACGUCGCGGGGAUGGACGCGGGGAGGGCGUUCAACACGUUCCCGCUCAUGGGGGGGAGGGUCGUCCCGGAGGAGUACUUCGACAUGUGGGAGAAGUACGGGUGGCGGAAUUUUUUCGAAAACACCGCGGCGGUGCAGUUCGACCACCGCGCGCUCGCGGUGACGACGUUACUCGCGGUAACGUACGCAUGGGGAACGUUACGUGGUAACCCGCGGCUCCCCGCGGUCAGCUCCCUCGCGCUCGACGCGGUCAUGGUGGUAACGCUCGCGCAGGUGGGGUUAGGGAUCUCCACGUUGUUGUAUCACGUCCCGGUGAGCCUCGGGAGCUUACACCAGGCGAACGCGCUUCUGCUCAUGACGACCGUCGUGGGGUUGCUGUACACGCUGCGGGUGCCG